Messenger RNA from Pelobates fuscus (common spadefoot toad), 1023 nucleotides. RefSeq names its product GADD45G interacting protein 1 (gene GADD45GIP1). Gene Ontology annotation, cellular component: nucleus; mitochondrion. The coding region runs from base 28 to 750 and encodes 240 amino acids. Lineage: Eukaryota; Metazoa; Chordata; Amphibia; Anura; Pelobatidae. The transcript is spliced from 2 exons. The record is from RefSeq and is a predicted model, not a curated record.
GUCCGGGAAGUUCGCCGGGUUUCCAAGAUGGCGGCUCCCAUCAGUAGGUGCUGUGCACAUUGGCGAUCACUGACCUUGUCUUUUCCAGCCGCUGGUUACCAUGCCAGACCACGGGUGUGGGGGCUGGGUGGGGUGUAUAAGCCGGACCCUCAAGACCCCAGAACUAAAGAAUGGCAUAAAGGGCCACAGUAUGAAGCCAAGUUGUAUGGGCGACAUGGGGCUGCCUCUGGGGUUGACCCGUCAAAGCUAUGGCCGAGUCCACAGCGCCUCAGGGAAAUUGAGGAAGACGAGAAGGAAUGGUACCCAAGUCUGCAGGAGAUGUUAGACAGAGUGGAGGCCAAGGAGAGGGAAUUGCAAAAAAAGAAAGAAGAAAGGGACCGUAUUAUUGCUGCUAAUUUAGCAAAGAUGCCCCAGAUGGUGGCAGAUUGGCGCAGAGAAAAGCGGGAGCUGAAACAGAAACAGCAAGAUGAAAAGGACCGAAGAGAGCGUCUUUUAGCUCAAGCCCGUGAAAAGUUUGGUCUCAACGUGGACUAUCGAAGUCCAAAAUUCCAAGAGAUGGUGAAAGAGCUCGAGAAACAGGAGAAAAAGAGGAGGAAGCUCCUGAAAAAAGAGCAGAGGGAGGAGGCUCUGGCAACAAGCCCAGCUGCUGGUGGAGUAACGUCAAAUACCCCAGUGGAGGGAGCCACAUCAGCAAAUACCCCAAAAGGAGGGGCUGUCACAGCAAGUAACCCAACAGACGGAACUCUUUAAAAUGUUUCAAGAAACAGAUCUGUGCAGACAAAAUACUCUUUUUCACAAGCAGGUGGUGAUAAGGACACACGUGCCAGUUCUUAAACAUUUGAUCAGGUUAAUUACCUUGUAUGUUGGAUUACUCAGAUAAUAUCAGCAACACCUCUGGUGGCCACAUGUAUCAGAGUUUGACAUGUCUUAUGUUAAAGGCAUCUUUUACAGGAAGGCCAUGCAUGUUUGGGGCAGAACAGAAGAUGGCAUCAGCAACAAAGGGCAUGGGGAUAUUGUUUCACA